UUAAAUUUCGUUAUCAUAGAGAAUACGAUGAUCAAAUAGCUAACAUCAGUGCGGAGAAGCAGCUCCGACCUUGACGAAAAUGUACCUGUUUCUUUGCGAAAAAUCCUGUUGGAAUUUGUUUCUAAUAAUUCAUUGUAAUUUACGGAGAAAAUUGCAUAAACAUUUUCAAUUGCUGUGACUUUAUGUUCUGUAAAAGUAUGGCUAGUGAUAAUUGCGACAGUAGAUAUUUAAAAUGUGUGUACAAAGAGGGCCAAAUGGCAAGCUUAUGAGACUAAACAAGUGUGUGUUCAUUAAGUGAAUUGUUUUCAAAAAUAUUUUAUAUAUUCGUUAGUGACAGAAAUUGUUUAUUUGAAAUCUUACAAGUGACUGCGAAACAAGAUUUGUGGCGAAAAAAGUUAAACCAGACGUAUCAAUAAAAUGAAAAAAUUUACAUUUAAAGGAGUCUUAGACGGUUUUCGAAGUUCUACAGUGAAUCAAUCUACUUCUCUAGGAUCUACUAGAAUAUGCACGGAACAGGAGAUCCAAGAAACGCUGCGACCCGAAAAUUUCCAGCUGCGCAAGACUUUUCGACAUGGAUUUCCAUACUCUCCGACAUCAUUGGCAUACGACCCAGUACAGAGAAUUCUGGCCGUUGGAGACAAAUCCGGUUCCGUUCGGAUAUUGGGAAAAUUUGGAGUUGAUGCUCACGUACGCCAUGAGGGAGAAUCGGCGUGUGCUGUAAAUCUAAUUGAGUUUUUGGUGAACGAAGGCUUGCUAGUAACAGCCACUGCGGAUGACAGUUUGCACCUAUGGGAUUUUCAUUCGAAAGUUCCAUCGGUGAUACAGAGUUUAAAGUUUCAAAGGGAACGGAUAACACAUUUGCACCUUCCAGUAGGCACUAAAUGGUUGUAUGUCGGUACUGAAAAGGGAAACACUCACAUUGUACACGUUGAUUCGUUUUCUUUAAGCGGAUAUAUAAUCAACUGGAACAAGGCGAUUGAUCCUAUCAGGAAAACACACCCUGGCGCGGUAGUUCAUCUAUCAGAUAAUCCUUUAGAUGCUAACAAGCUUCUCAUAGGGUUUGAAACCGGUCAAUUAGUCCUGUGGGAUAUGCGAGGGAGGUGUGCCGAGUUCCGAUGGAUUUCGCAAGAGCCUCUGCUGUCCUGUUCGUGGCAUUACGAAGGAAAACACUUUAUCACAUCUCACACGGAUGGUUCUUUGUGUACGUGGCCUUUAAAACUUUCAACUAAACCUCUAGUGCAUGGUUUCCCACAUGCUAAAACCAAUAAGGAUGGAAAAACCGAAACAUGCAACGCAAUACACAAAGUGGAAGUUAAAACGAAUAGAUUAGGUGACCAAUUUACCAUAUUUUCUGGUGGGCUGCCCACGGAAAAAUGUAGCAGUAAAUCGCAUUGUAUAACAGUAUUAGUUCAAGGCAAGUCAACAACAGUAUUAGAAAUGGAGCAUCCUGUUAUUGAUUUCAUCACGAUAUGUGAAAGUCCUUGGGAAAGCGAUUUACAAGAACCGUAUGCCGUUGCUGUUUUAUUGCAGAAUGAUUUAGUACUUAUUGAUUUACUGACAACUGGAUAUCCUACUUUUGAAUCGCCUUACUCCAUGGAUAUACACGAGUCACAAGUUACGUGUUGUACAUACUUAGCAGAUUGCCCAUCUGACUUGGUUCCCGCGUUCUAUUCGGUGGGGAGGAACACAUCCAACCGCCGCUCUGGCUAUUCGGAACGUGAAUGGCCCAUCAAUGGGGGCGAAUGGCAACCGACUUCUUGUAGCUAUUCGGAAAUCGUUAUGACUGGUCAUCAAGAUGGUUCCAUCAAGUUUUGGGACUCAAGUGCCGGAACAUUACAAGUGCUUUAUAAAUUGAAAACUUCUAAAAUAUUUGAGAAAUCCAGAGUGAGAUCUAUAGAUGCUGGGGAAGAUGAUCCUUUGUCCAUUUCAGCUAUAUCUUUAUGUGCUGAAUCACGGAAGUUGUGUAUAGCCACUAAUAGUGGGCAUGUAGUUUUAUUCAAAUUUAGGCGAGCCGAGAGCACUGGAGAUAUUAUAGUUCUAGAAAUAUUAAUUUCUUAUGAAAAUGCUGUUGAACAAGAAGCGAGUCCUGAAUGCGAAUUUAUACCAAAAUCACUGCCUAGACAAACGGAUUCCCUGGAAAAUGAAAAGAAGUGUAACGGACCAUUAAAAGUGAAAAGCGGACCACAGAAGAAACCACCAGGUUUUCAAGCUCAACUAGUAUGCAUAACAUCAUGGUCAAAAGGCACACAACCUGGUCAAAUAACUGCCCUCACUCUAAAUUCAAGUUUCGGAUUAAUGGCUUAUGGUAAUGAGUACGGACUGUCUGUUGUUGAUAUUGUACAGAAAACUUGUUUGUUAAAUAUGUCUACACAAGAAAUAUAUGGAUCUCUGGAUAUAUUAUCUAGGACUCCAAAAAGUCCCAAAAGGUUGGAGAGUAUGCAGAUGAAAGAUGAUCAGAUCAGAUCACCGAGUAUAGACCAACGACAGAGCUUAUCGGAAGAUGUUAUAGAGGCUACUGAAGAUUUCUAUACUGACGACACAAAACAUGUUGAAAGUGUCUUAACUGAAUCACCCGGCAUUGUUAAACGAGAAAGUAUCUGCCAAAGUGAUCAUAGUGCCUCCGGGAGCUCUAAACUUGAUGAUGAGAUCAACACAGCUCCUCCACAAUCACCUGCACCAGUCAUUACUAAAUCGGAAAGCGAUGAAAUUGAUGAUUGUUGCGCGACUGCGCCUAUACCUCCCAUAAGAGUGAAAAAACUUGCAAAAACGAUGCAAAAAAAUUUAAAAAUGGAGAAAAAAUCAAUAUUCAAUUUUACAGAAAUUUUCAAAAAGUUAAACAAACUGGAUGGAUCCUUCUCGAGGUCUAGAUCAUCUUCAAUGUCAAGUCUAGACAAUGCAAGUUCCGAAACCAUGACGUGUUUGGCCUUUGCGGAUAGCUACAUCAAAAAAAGUGACCCAUCAUCGACCCUACCGACGCUAUGGAUUGGCACGAAUUUGGGUACCGUUCUCACAGUAUCGUUAAGCAUACCUGAUCAGGAAGCGCGCAAAACUGAAGCUGUUCAUGCAUCGCUCACAGGUGUUACGUUUCGUUUGAAAGGAUCUAUUCUAUCAAUGUCAUUAUUGGAUUGCAAUGGUGCUCUUAUACCUUAUACGUUUGAGUCAUGGAAAGAUGAUCUCAAGGAAGGCAAAGACAAACGUGAUAAAACUCCUUCAAAGGCAACAUCCAACAAAACUAGUCCAACAAAUCCAGAUGCUUUAUAUGAUCGUCAAUUUAUAGUUAUUGCUAGCGAAAAACAAGCUGGCGUUUUCGCGCUUCCAAGUCAAAAUUGUGUAUACAAGAAAACUAUUGCUGAGACUGACUUUAUUGUUAAAGCUGAAAUCAUUAGUAUGCGAGAUAGCGUUUGUUUGAUUUGCUACGCGUCAACUGGUUAUCUAAUGGUGUACACGUUACCAAGCCUUAAGCCUUUACUGAAUGUAGAAUUUCUUCCCCUAUCAGACCUAAGCAUUUCGAAAACCUUCAGCUUUAGUAAUAAAGGGCACGGAUUAUACCUAGCUACACCCACCGAAAUUCAAAAGUUUACGGUCUGCCAAGAAUUUUGCAACCAGUACAACGAAAUGCUCGGAGAACUCUUCACACCCCAGGAAAUGCCGGAGGCACCAAAGGAAAGCUUCUUCAAAGGGCUGUUUGGGGGUGGCAUGAGGAAUCUUGAUCGAGAAGAAUUGUUUGGUGAAUCUAGUGGCAAGGCGAAUAAAUCGGUUGCCAAACAUAUACCCGGUCCCAACUCUAAUCUCCAGGAUUUAAACACUAGGGCCACGUCAGCAUCCAGUGAAGUCAGCCGGGCCCAUCAACUGAUGCUCGAGCGCGGUGAUAAGCUAAGUCAGCUCGAGGAAAGAACCGAACGCAUGUCGAACGAAGCGCAACAAUUUUCUAACUCCGCACAUCUUCUAAUGAAUAAAUAUAAGGAUAAAAAGUGGUAUCAACUUUAAUGAACGCGAUACAGUGUACAUAUCUUCGUUAAAGUUGUAGUUUUCAACGUUAUGCUUUCCGUUCAUGUUUUCAUAUUUGAUAUCAAAAGUACAAAAUAUAUAUUUUUUAACUAUGUUAGCGAAACGCUAGGCAUUUUUUCUUUCAAAUAUUUGUUUUGUAUCCUCAUGUUGUUGUGGCAUUUACAUUACUGAUGAGCUUACAAUAGCUGAACGAUAAUAAGAAAUUUGACCAGCUUGAACGCAACAGAACGUGUUAUCUCUCCUGGUCGAAAAAUGAUUUCGACAGUUUCAAGCAUUCAGAAAUGUUUAACCUAAGUCAUUAUUUUUUUUAAGAUAGGAGAAGAAGAAACAACAGAUUUCAUACAGUUCAAAACAAAUUUCAUAAGCGUAAAAAUGCUCUGUUAAGUUAUUUAAGUUUUGUUCGAUUUUAAUCAUGUUUUAUGUCUGCGCCUAUCGACUUGUGCGAAAUGCGUCGAUGAAAAAUUUGUGAGACAUCGUCGGACGGAAUUACCAUGAUUUCUGUGUAAAAAGACUCAGAAAUAUUUGAAUCGCUCUUCAUUUAAUUUGCCUGGAAAUAAAGUACAGUAAAAUUUUAUAGCUUAUAUUUCUUCUGUCAAUGGUUUUUCCGAAUUCAGAGGAAUCUAGAAAGAAGUUUUAACAGAAAACUUAAACAUUCAUAAUUAAUCCUUUCUUUAAAUCGGAGCAGAAUGUAAUUGGAGACGUAUAAAUGAUUGAAAACCAUACCAUCUGGUAAAAAUGAGACGCAUUGGAUAUCGUAAACUAUUUAAACAAUUUAUGUUUGAAAUGGUAUUUCUUGAUAAUAAUGAUUUAGUGCUGAUGUGGUUUAGCGGAUAUGCUUACGCUUGUCUGGUUUUAGUAUGCCAGGCGUACUGGGGUCGAUUCCCGGUAUCGGCAAGAAAACUUCUGGGUUCGAAUCCCAUAAGUUGUCGACAGGUAAGAUGCGUUUCCAUUAGAUAUACUUACUAAAUAUUACAUUUUGCUACCGAUGAAGGAACCAUACAUACAUACAUACAUACAUACAUACAUACAUACAUACAUACAUACAUACAUACACACACACACAUAUAUACAUUUGUUGAUAAUAACCAUUCAGAUUAUAAGUACUGUUCUAUCAGUUGAAAUAAGUCUGGCAGACCACUGAUAGAACUUUACUUGUAACUUGGUGAGCGUUUGAAUUUCAACUACUCUUCAAUCAUUAUGAAAUAUUUCACGAAUCCUAGAAUGUUCUGAAUUUUGAUAAACUAUUUUCCGUAGAAAGUUGUUAACAUCCAUAAUUGAUUCAUACACUGCAAUACAAGUCUCAAACAAACGUUACCCAAAAUAAGUGUGACUGGAAGAUAAAAUUGUUCAAGAACUGAAUUCGGAAUCGGUUUUCUAUCUUCUUAGGUAAGUAUUCCUAAGAUGAAUUGAAUGGAAUCAGCAAUCCCAAGUAGUUCAAUGUUCUUUUCAUGGAACGUGGUAAUCCUGCUAUUAAGUUUCACUCGGAUUGUGCAAUUUUUGAAUAGUUAUGGUAAAAGAGUAUCAAACUUUGUCCAAAAUUUAUCUUAACUUUCUAUUUAUUUAAUUUCCUUGCAAAAAUGCUGAUGUUAAAAUAUUAGUGAUGUCAUAAGUCUCCUGUUGCUUGAAAAACUUGUUAAAAUUUCUCAUAAGAAUUCAAAGCUAGAAAGGUAACGUAGACAAAAAUGGAAGAUCCAGAAAUAUAUAACCUGGAAGAAGAAUGAAGACAAAAAAGUUGGAAGAAAAAGUUUUACAAUAGAAGAGGUGUUGUGAGACCUGUAAGACGACAAAAUCGGGAAUCCUUAGCUUACUUACAAAAUUAUUAGUGAUACUAUACAAAUAUAUCUCACUGUCAGCCUUCUCCAUACUGCUCAUCAAGGACAUGCAUGUCAACACCACCUACUGACGAAAGGUCCUACUAAAUUCACUGAUAGUAUCCAUCACCAACGGCAACUGCAACAAAUCAGAAAUCCGCUUGAAGUAGUUCAGAUCGUCGAUGGUCAUACAUGAUGGAGUGCUUGAUACGUUGCCUUGUUUUUUCAAGAGUGAGGUAUAUUAGUAAUUAAUAACACUAUAUUUAUAUAAGUUUAGUUUUUUUUUCAGCGCAAUGCACCAAAAAAACGCAUUUGCCAGAUCAUGCCUCUAAUUUCCUUUUUGAGACGAAACAUAGCCAAUAUGUUCUAAAAUGAAUUGCUGAAAUUAGAAUAUAUUUUCUACGCAUUUUCCGUCUAAAAACGUUCAUAUAAGAGGAAUAAUCAGGAUUGCUUGGAGUUUUUCCCAUAAAACACAGUGAAUACGCCUUUCAUUUCAAAAGGAUAGUUAGAGCAAUUCAAACCUUUUAGCGAUCCAAAAAAAAGCAAGUUCUACACUGAUUGGGCUCAAAUACUGCUAGCAAAGGUGCUUAUCGCUGGAUAAAAUUGUUCACUAGUAGAUCAAAUAUUUCAGAAGGUAGGUGUUCAUUGGAAUAGUAAGCGCGGAACCUCGCGAGCAUCAGCUAGUCAUCCUGUCCGUUCUGACAGGAAUACAAUCUGGGCGCUUGAGGAAUUCCCUUAGAACUUGUCACUCUUGGAUGCUACUCUUGAGGAACAUGUAGUCAAUAACACAAAAAAUUUGUACAACUUUUUCUUUCCUGAAGCAGAUCGUUUGAGUGUUCUAUCGUCAGUAGAAGGCCACCAGCAGAAGAUAUCAAAUAUUCCAGUUUGACCACAUAAUUACGCCGAGUAGGACAAAGUAUCCUUAAGCUGAGACAAUGUUGCCCUAUUUGAAAUAGUUCCGUUUGACACAAUUUUCGAUUAUGUAGCUCAGCGCCUAACGAUCACUCCUCAAAUUCGGCAUUUAACCAAUUUAACUUUCAGCAGUGGAAGAGAAAUAAUAACUUAUCGCCAAAAAAGUUAUGUUAAUAACAUAUAUAUAUUUUCAAGCCAUUUAGUUUAUCGUUCAUAGGAGGAUGAAUUCCACGCUGGAUUAAAAAGAAAAAUAUUUGUAACCAACGACUGAAUAAUGUAAUUAUGAAACAACAAUUCUUCCAGGGCAUUAAAAUUAGCUAAGAAUGCAUAAUACAGACACAAACACACACAUACAGACACCCGCGAACGAUUGAUAGAAUCGUGUCAUUGUUAGGCGGUUAUUGUAAAGAUAAUAAUGGUUUAUAAAGGUGAUCUAAAAUGGCAAAAAUUGAUUAUCGAUUAUCAGGCUGUUGGAUAAGCGUUUUAAAAGUUUAUUGGCUUAGGUCGUUAGAAUAAUAUUGGCUUUAAGUGAGUUAUAUAAAGACGAUGUACAUAUACUAUUUUGAUAGUAAUUGUAAUGUAAUUGUAAAUAUGUUUGAUAAUUAGGUAAUGAAUGAAAUAAAUAUGAAUUUUUUAAAA
This is a messenger RNA of Uranotaenia lowii, 7370 nucleotides long. It is a transcript of the gene Tomosyn, whose product is annotated as syntaxin-binding protein 5. The transcript has 21 exons. Gene Ontology annotation, molecular function: GTPase activator activity; myosin II binding; syntaxin binding. NCBI's taxonomy places the organism in Eukaryota, Metazoa, Arthropoda, Insecta, Diptera, Culicidae. Bases 418 to 3987 code for a protein of 1189 amino acids. Gene Ontology annotation, biological process: regulation of exocytosis; regulation of protein secretion. The record is from RefSeq and is a predicted model, not a curated record. Gene Ontology annotation, cellular component: SNARE complex; cytoplasm; plasma membrane.